AUGAAAAGUGGAUUUACUGGCGAAAUCCGAAUACCCUUGCCCUAUAAACCGACCAUAUGUGCUCCCUCAAUGAGAGACUGUGCUGAUACAGUUGCCGACGUCGAUAUAAUCCUUACUGGAGAAGAUGGACGAUCGCUGGAACAGCACAAUUACUGGAAACAUAAUCUCCAAGGCGGGGCCAAACUCACGUUCGCCGUUUCGGGCAGCCACUCCAUAUCGGCCUUAUGGUCUCCACAAGAGGCCGGGGUCUAUGGUCUAUGUAACACCCACUGCUAG
Nezara viridula (southern green stink bug) is the source of this 276-nucleotide messenger RNA. The record is from the annotation of a GenBank genome assembly. Lineage: Eukaryota; Metazoa; Arthropoda; Insecta; Hemiptera; Pentatomidae.